Messenger RNA from Oppiella nova, 324 nucleotides. Lineage: Eukaryota; Metazoa; Arthropoda; Arachnida; Sarcoptiformes; Oppiidae. The record is from the annotation of a GenBank genome assembly.
UACGUGGACUUCGGGUGGAAUCAGAUUGACGUUCAGUACAAGUGGUUGGAGAACGACCUCAAAGAGGCCACAAAACCCGAGAACCGGGCGGUCAGGCCCUGGAUUAUAACGAUGGCCCACCGGCCUAUGUAUUGCAGUACCGAUGACAGCGACGACUGUACCCGUAAGGAGAGUAUUAUAAGGAAAGGCAUACCAGUGGUGAAGGCCUACGGAUUGGAGGACCUGUUCUACCAGUACGGGGUGGACGUGGAGAUCUGGGCCCACGAGCACAUCUACGAGCGAAUGUGGCCCGUCUAUGACCGGCACGUGUAUAACGGCUCGGUC